CGCGUCGGCCGCCUCCGGAAGCGCGCGCACCUCGUCGCCGGCGUCGACACGUCGGGGAGCCUCGCGGGCCUCAACGAGGCCGUGUCCGCGGUCUUCUCGUCGUCGGCGCUGACCUUCGGCGGCGUCGUGCACGCCGCGGGCGUGCUCCACGACACGCUCCUCAGCAAGGUCGAGCGGUGGAUGGUCGACAAGGUCACGGGGCCCAAGGCGUCGAACCUCGGGUUCCUGCGGGGCCUCGUCGACGACGUCGUCCACUUCACGUCGGCGACGGUCAUCCUCGGCGGCCCGGGCCAGACGGCCUACGCGCACAGCUCGGGCGCGCUCGACGACGACGCGCUCGGCAGCCGCGGCGGCGGCCGGCGGUCGUCGGCGCUGCAGUGGCUCGCCAUCGAGGGCGUGGGCAUGCACCAGGAGGCCGUGGGCACGGCGCCCCAGUGGACGCCGCUGGAGAGGAUGGAGCGGAUCCUCCGGUCGGCCGUCGGCGGCGACCUCUGCCCGUCGCUGAGCGUGCUGCCCGAGGCGUUCCUGUCCUUCGUGCCCAAGCAGCUCCACCUCAAGGACGACCCGUCCAAAAAGCCUCAGCCCGAGAAGAAGAAGAAGGAGAAGAAGGAGAAGAAGCCCAAGGAGAAGAAGGUCAAGAAGGAGAAGGCGCCGAAGGCGGACGUCGGCCCCGUCGUCGAGGCGGCCCUCAAGCAGACCAUCGAGAACAUCAUGGAGAAGUACGACCCGGCGAACGACGAGGUGCCCUUCAUGGAGAUGGGCGUCGACAGCAUGGGCCUGACGGACUUUGUGAACCAGCUCAACAGCGCGCUGGGCAUCGAGCUCCCGGAGGUCGCGCUCUUCGAGUACCCGACGGUGUCGGACCUCCGCAAGGCGCUGAUAACCAUGGUCCUCGAGCUCCAGGGCGGCGGCGACGACUCCGACUCCGACGACGAGUCCGACGACGAGCCCGCGAGCGGGCUCGCCCUCGCGGCGCCGGAGCGGUCGCCGCUGCUCCUGUCGUCGAUCACGGGCAAGCUGUCCGUCGGCGACGUCGGCGCGAACGCGCUCGGCUUCUACGCGACGCUCCGCGGCGGCUGCAGCGGCAUGGGGCGCCUGCCGCUGGACCGCGUCCACUCGUCGCUCACGUCGACGGGCCUCGAGGGCCUCGACCUGCCGCACACGGCGACCUACGGCGGGUUUAUUCAGACGAAGCACUGGAUCGACUUCGACGGCGACUUCUUCGGCGUCGCCGUCGCCGAGGCCAAGGUCAUGGACCCGCAGCAGCGCCAGCUCAUGGAGGUGGGCUUCGAGGCGUUGGACGCCGCGGGCAUCACGAAGCAGGCCAUCCGCGCCCACGACGACGCCUGGACCGUCGGCAACUUUGUGGCUCUGCAGACGAACGACUUCGCGCGCGCCAUCGUCCGGAGCCCGCGGCUCAUGCAGUCGACGUACGCGGUCUCCGGCGCGAACCCGGCCAUCGCCGCGGGGCGGCUGCCCUACGCGCUCGGCCUGCGGGGCGCGGCGUUCACCGUGGACACGGCCUGCUCGACGGCGCUCGUGUGUUUGCACGAGGCGCGCUUGGCCGACGCGACGACGGACCGCCACGAGCCCGCGUUGGUGUCCGCGGUCAACGCGAUGAUCGACGCGUCCGUCACAGAGGUCGUGGAGCGCGCGGGCAUGCUGUCGCCGCGGGGCCGGUGCCACACCUUCGACGGCCGCGCGGACGGCUACGCGCGCGGCGAGGGCGUCGUCGCCGUGCUCAUCCGGCGGCAAGAGGCUUUAGACGGCGUCGCCGACGUCGCCCUCCACGGCGGCGUGCUCCUGCCGGCGACGUCCCUGCGCAGCGACGGGCGCACGGCGUCGAUCACGGCGCCGUCGGCCGUCGCGCAGCGCGAGCUCCUCGCGCUGGCCCUCGACCAGGCGCCGAAGCUCACUUUGACGAACGUCGAGACGCACGGCACGGGCACGGCGCUCGGCGACCCCAUCGAGAUGGCCGCGCUCGCGUCCCACGCGGAGAAGCCCGCGAAGCUCGCGGCCCCCAUCGUGCUCAGCGGCGUCAAGGCCUACCUCGGCCACCUGGAGCCCGCCGCGGGCUUCGCGGGCGUCGCCGCGCUCCUGGGCGCCGCGAAGACGCGCGCGCUGCCGCCGAACCCGCUCCUGCGGACGCUCAACGGCCAGCUCGCCAACGCCACGAAGAAGGCGUUGUCCAUCCCCGCGGCGGAGGCGACGGCGACGCCCUGCUUCGACGCGGGCGACGCCGUCGUCGGCGUCGGCAGCUUCGGGUUCUCGGGCAUCGUCGCGCACGCGCGUUUCGCGCGCGGCGGCGCCGCGGCGCCCGAGGCGGCCAACGACGUGACCUACUUUGACGUCGAGAAGCGCACGCUCUACCGCGGCCGCGUGAGCUACCCCUGGCUCGAGGUCGUCGAGCCGUUGGUCUACGGCAUCGACGCGCACGCGGACGCCGCGCCCGACGCCGUCGGCGCGCGGGCCGCGCCGGCCGCCGCGGCGCCGGGCGCCGCGGCGCAGUUCGACGCCGCGGGCGUCAAGGCCGAGGUGCGGCGCAUCGUCGGCGAGCUCUCCGGCGCGGACCUCGCCGACGGCGUCGACGCGUCGUUCGACGACGCGGGCGUCGACUCCAUCGCGGCGACGGAGCUCUCGCGCGCGCUCAAGCGCGCCUUCAAGGUCGCCAUCUCGCCGACCUUCCUCUUCGACUACCCCACCGUCGAUUUGGCCGCCGACGCCAUCGUCGCGCUCCUCGCGGACCGGGGCGACGACGGCGGCGGCGGCGACGCGGCCGACGUCGAGGCGUCGUCGCUCCUCGUGGCCUUCGGGCCGCGGCGGCCGACGCAGCGCGGCGCCCUCUUCCUCUGGAGCGGCGGCCAGGGCGAUAGCGCCAUCUUCGCCCAGCUCGGCCGCGAGAUCGCGCCGCACCUCCGCGUCUACGGCGUCGACCGCCGCGACGGCGCGGCCGUCGGCGACAUGGCGCGCGACAUGGCGCCGCUCAUCGCCGCCGCCGUGCCGGACAACGACGCGGCCUGCUUCGUCGGCGGCCUGAGCGUCGGCGGCUGGCUCGCCGUCGAGACCGCGCUGCGCCUCGCGCCGCUCGGCAAGCGCGCCGCGGCCGUCUUCGCGCUCGACGGGCCCGAGCCGUCCCAGUUCGACCUCGACUGCUCCUACGCGCCCGCCGAGGGCGCCGCGGAGCUGCUGCUGGGGCGCAACCGCACCUUCCCGGAGGGCUGGGCGGCGAUGACCGCGGACCAGCGCGUCGACGCGUUCCUCGCGCUCCUGCCGUCGCUCGGCAUCCACUUCCUCGGCUACGACGCGGCCAAGUCGGAGGCCGAGAACAAGGCGACGGUCGCCCACCACCUCACGGCGGGCGCCGACGCCUUCAUUAGCACGCUCCGCACGUCGACGACCAGCGUCUACGACAAGGCGACGUCGAAGCUCGACGCGGACCUCGUGCUCUUCCGCGCGUCCGAGCGGCGCGCGGUCAAGAUGCUCAAGGACGGCGACGCGGACGCGGCGCCCCAUCUCUACGCCUGGGCGUCCGCGGGCGUCCCCAACGUCACCGUCGUCGACUGCCCCUCAAACCACAUGCACAUGCUCUUAGACAAGCCGAAGAUCGACGCGAUCUGCGCGACCGUGCUCGACUUCGUGGACAUGUCCAACCGCAAGUAGCUCCCCCGCGCGCCGCCGGGCCCGAACCCCGGCCGCCGCGCAUCCCAUCGCUCUCGCUGUUAACGUUGUGUGCCUGUU
Molecule: messenger RNA, 3738 nt
Organism: Aureococcus anophagefferens
Lineage: Eukaryota; Pelagophyceae; Pelagomonadales; Pelagomonadaceae
Exons: 1
Coding region: 181-3660 (1159 amino acids)
Biological process (GO): fatty acid biosynthetic process
Molecular function (GO): fatty acid synthase activity; phosphopantetheine binding
Source: RefSeq, a predicted model, not a curated record